ACAUCAACUCCCCCCCUCCCCCUCUGUCUCCAACCAUGGCGAAGGCAACAACGUCUAUGUGGUCCGCACCGAUCUCCUCCUUCCUCCUACCCCGCGGGGACACCCUUUUAUACUACCUCGCCCUAAUGUCCAUCGUCUCCCUCCUCUCCCAACACCUCUACCGCUGCUCUGCUCUUUCCCCUCACUUCGAAGGCUUUGAAGCCGACGAAGACGAAGAAGAAAAUCCCUCCGAUCCUUCCUUAAUUACCGAUCUACCCCUCCCCCCUCCCACUCUCACCCAAUCCCACUUUGAAGAGACCGACCACGGCCCGCCUUUGAAAUCCCAGCCGUCCGAUCCUCCCUCCCCAAAACCUUCUUCGUCUGCGCCGUCCUUCGAGUAUUGGGAUGAAGAUGAAUUUGAAGGCCUCCCUGUAGUCACUGAUCCGGUCCCGUCCGAAUUUCCCUCCGCCGAUCCGACGCCUGCCUCAUCUCAGCCGUCCGAUCCUAUCUCGCCGUCGAAACCGCCAGCCCCCCGCUCUUACACCAUUGAGAUUGUGUCCGUCUCCUUCCUCAUCGCUUUCAUCCUUAACUACUUCACCGGGAAGCGUGAGAAUGAGAACAUUGCGCUGGCGUGGGCCGCGAAGUUCGCGACCAAGGAUACGAUCUUUGAGAAGAAUUUCAGCCUUUUGGGCACCGGCGAUGGGAACGACACCCCACUGCUGCUGAAAGAAGGACAGGAUGUGUUCAAGUUCUAUGCAAGCGGGCGGCGCUUCUGCCAGGGCCUGCUUGCUACGAUGGAGCUCAAGUGCAGGCACGAUCUGAUCGCGAGGAUCUAUAAUCUGAUCGUCCCAAGCAAAGAUUUGAUCACGUUUGAGGUCUACAUGAACGAGGACAGCAUGGAUCAGGUGGUUUUUGCAUUGGCGAGGAAGAAGGCUGCGAAAGCGAUGCAGAAGGAGGUGAGGGAUCUUCAGCGGUAUGCGAAUUUGGUGUCGGUGCCUGCAGGCCGAAAGUGGGUCGCAGAGGAUCUGGCAGUGGUGGCAGAAUCGAAGGAAGUAGCAGGGGAUCUUGUCACAGAGGCUGUGCUCGAACAGGUGUUUGGCGACAAAGCAUUUGAGAAGUACGGGAAGUGGUUCAUUUCAUUGCAUUUCUCCGAUCAACACUCUGGCUCUUACCGGAAGGUGCUGAUGUUCAAGUUUGCUCUACCCGAUGCAAACAACAUGGCUGACCUGACGAGAUUGGUGGCCCUUGUACCCUAUUAUAUUGAUCUAAUUGGGCGAUACAAACUCAGCCCACAGGCCCGCUCCAAGACAGAAGCAGCUAGAUCGAAGGCAGCCCAGGAGGCAUAUAAAGAACUACAGUUUGCUAGGCAAGAAGCAUUGCAGAAGAAGAAGGCAGAGAGGAGGAAGACGAUGGAGGAGGCCGAGGCGAAGCUCAGCGCUGAGGCUAUUCGAAAGAAGGAAGAGAGAGAGCGCGCCAGGCAGAUGAAGAAGGCCGGUCCCAAAGUGAAGAUGACUCGUGCCCACUAGAUCUAGACCAGUUGCAUUUUCCUGUAAGCUUCUGACCUUUCUGUUUUAGAGCCCAGUUUCCUUGGGUCCUAUAUGUCAUCUUCCUAGCCAAAGUUUGAUUAACAGUGUUCCAUUAGGCCCCACAAGCUGUACCUUAUUCUUCUCUUUAAAUAGUUGAAUCUUUGACGUCAGGACAUA
This is a messenger RNA of Magnolia sinica, 1682 nucleotides long. RefSeq lists its product as uncharacterized. The coding region runs from base 36 to 1505 and encodes 489 amino acids. Gene Ontology annotation, cellular component: endoplasmic reticulum. The transcript has 3 exons. NCBI's taxonomy places the organism in Eukaryota, Viridiplantae, Streptophyta, Magnoliopsida, Magnoliales, Magnoliaceae. Gene Ontology annotation, biological process: endoplasmic reticulum calcium ion homeostasis. The record is from RefSeq and is a predicted model, not a curated record. Gene Ontology annotation, molecular function: calcium ion binding.